AUGUAUCAUGUGCUGACCUAUCGCAUCUCGAGUGCACUUGUUGCACUUUGUAUAUUCUUUUCGUAUGCUCAUGCAGCCGAGUUCACAUUCGAACUUGAAGAUAAGAAAUCCUUCUGCGUAUACGAAGCAGUCGAGGACUCGUUGAAUCCACUUGUACUAGAGUUCCAAGUGAUCUAUGGUGGUAGUCUAGGUAAAGAAGAUGUGAAUGUGGCCAUUACAGCACCGUCCGGUGCUGUAGUCUAUGACAAAAAGAAAGCUUCAGACGGCACACACAUGAUCGAUCAUCCCGAAACUGGUGAAUACGAGGUGUGUUUCGAUAACAAUUUCUCGCGGGUGUCUCACAAGAUCGUGUAUUUUGAUCUAUACAUCGAUGACAAUCAUGACACCAUAGUCAAAUCGGAUGAGCUGCACGUGACGGUCUUGAAUAGGAUGUCAAUGAUGUUCCUAAACAUACGCGAUAGCUUCAAUAUAAUCAUCGACGCUCAGACCCACCACCGAGUGAAUGAAAUGCACGGCCGGAGUCUCGGAGAAGAAGUACACUACCGUGUUGGCCUGUGGAGUCUCUUGGUGUCGGUGUGUAUGAUCACAGUGACCUACAUGCAGGUCUGGGCCGUGAAAGGCCUAUUUGAUAAACCAAGGUCGCAGCAGGAUUAUGAAGCCUUUCACUUAGUGGGCCGUAAUGCUGUAGGAAAUGGUGCUUGA
Sphaeroforma arctica JP610 is the source of this 702-nucleotide messenger RNA. RefSeq lists its product as hypothetical. NCBI's taxonomy places the organism in Eukaryota, Ichthyosporea, Ichthyophonida. The transcript is spliced from 4 exons. Gene Ontology annotation, cellular component: COPII-coated ER to Golgi transport vesicle; Golgi apparatus; endoplasmic reticulum-Golgi intermediate compartment. Bases 1 to 702 code for a protein of 233 amino acids. The record is from RefSeq and is a predicted model, not a curated record. Gene Ontology annotation, biological process: endoplasmic reticulum to Golgi vesicle-mediated transport; intracellular protein transport; Golgi organization.